AGUAAAGGCGGAGCUCUCCGUUUACUCUCCUCCGUGCGCGAGACAGACCUAUGAGACAGACAGAGGGACAACAUGGAUCCUAACACGACGAUUCUGCGAGUCAAGAGAAAGCGCGGAACCGACCCCGCGGAUGCGUUGUUGCUGGCGUGCAAACGCAUCCGGCCGGAGACGUCCCAGAGCCCCGGCGACGUGGUGCCGGAGCCCAAUGAGGCCGAGGUGGAAAACUCCGUCUUCAAGCUCGUGGCAACCGUAGCGACGCAGGAUGCUCCCGUUCAGACGCAGGUGCGUCAGGCGCUGGCUCGGCCUCGCAUGGCCCACGCCAUGCGCCCCUCCGCGGCCAGCUCCCAGCGGAUCACCGGGGACCUGCGCAGCACCAAGUGGAGCACCCGGCGGGAGGAACGCUACCGGAUCCUGUCCAGCCACCGCUCGGGCCUCUCGGGCCCGGCGGAGCAGCUCGCCCCCCCGGCGGGAGCUCCGGAGAGCGCGGCGCAACCCGCUGAAGAGCAGGACAAAUGUUUGGGUCUCGGUGCGGUACAGGUGGUGGAUGUCCUUCACGAGGACGUGGAGGACAAGGACGGGUUGUCCAGUAAGGCGCUGUGCUCAGACCCGGAAAUGAUCCUGUGUAACAGCACCAAGAUGCUGCGUGAGCGCCUGAGCAUAACUGGAGAGCAGCUGGGGGGGGGGCACCGGGAGCAGGACGACGACUACGUGUACGACCUGUACUACCAGGAGACGGUCACGCCGGGCUGGAUCCAGGACAUCCUGUCCGUCAGGGCCUACACCGACGAGGGAGAACUGGUGCCUGACCUUGUGGUUCACGAAGAGGAGGUUUAUGAAGACGACGAUGAUGAAAACGAGGAAGGCAACUGGAGGAAUGACUACCCUGAUGAGAACAGUGAUGCAGACAGUGAUGCAGAGGAGCGCUACGGGGGUUACUGGGAGGAGGAGCACUCGUACAGCCAGAGGAGCUGGGCCCGCUACCAGAGGGAGGUGCUGCAGGAGCUGGGCCACUGUGGGGAAGAAGACAAGGAGGAGGAGGAGGAGGACGGAGACAAAUAUAAUUCGGAUUGAUCUGUCUGUGGAUGUUCCCAAUGGCCUCCCCUACAGACAACGCCUCACCCCCGGACCUGUGCGUGCGUGCGUGCGUGUGUGUGUGUGUGUGCGCGUGUGUGUGUUUGCAAGAGUGGAGGGAAAACAACUCCCGCCUUAAAGGGCAGCAACUCGUCACAUUUAUGGAAUGUUGAAUUGAUUUAGACCAUCCUGAACUUUAUUUUCCCCCACAAAACAUCACAGUAUAUCAACUAUUACAGUGUUGCUGUUUUAGUUCUUGAAGAACUCACCAUGAAGUCAAAUUUCUUCAAGAACUCUGGUGAUUUUGUAGGUGAAACAUUCUUUUGGAGUCCAAAUUAAAAAGGAUAAAAGAUCCACUUUCAUUUGUCAGAGUAACAGCAUCAGCCCCCCCCCCCCCCCCGCACCCGUACACCUACAUGACGUCCCUUUGUCCCCCACACAGACGGGGAAGGAGGAGUUGUUUCCAGAAGGAUCCAGUGUCUUUUUUUUAUUUUUUAUUGUGGUGGAGUGAAUUGUGCGUGUGGGUGUUUGUUCAAUGUGGACGUGUGUUUAAAAAAAAUGUUGCACAUUAGCGUGAUCUGCCUCGUAUGCUUUGUGCUCUUAACACUUGCGUCAGUGAGACGUCUCGGGCCGCGUGUGGCUGCAUUUUGUGCAUGGUAGUGUGUGUGUGUGCGUGCAAGUAUAUAUGUGUGUGUGUGUGUUAGAUUUUUGGCACUAUGUGAAAGCCUGACGCAGUCUGUUUUUGUUGUGGGUGUGUGAGUUUGGUCUCUUUGAUGCUCGGUGAAUUAAACUUUUUGUAAAUAUGUAGAUGUGUAUAAAAUGAAAGCUUUCAAUUAAACUUUAAACAUGU
This is a messenger RNA of Gasterosteus aculeatus aculeatus (three-spined stickleback), 1921 nucleotides long. It is a transcript of the gene slc7a6os, whose product is annotated as solute carrier family 7 member 6 opposite strand. Gene Ontology annotation, biological process: developmental process. The record is from RefSeq and is a predicted model, not a curated record. NCBI's taxonomy places the organism in Eukaryota, Metazoa, Chordata, Actinopteri, Perciformes, Gasterosteidae.